GCUCCGCGGGCACCGCGCCCCCGGCACCGCCCCGCUCCGCGCCCCCGGCCCUGCUCCGCCGCCGGGAAGAUGGCGAGCCCCGGCCUCCGCCUGCUGCUCCUCGGUUACUUGGGGGUCCUGAGCUAUCCUGAAGUGUCCGGAAUUCCCAUUAAAACAGAUAACAAAAACGUAAAAGCAGAGGAGUUUAAGGAGGCAAUUCUUAGUUGCAAACCCGAAUUUCCAAAAGGGAUGAGCUUAAGAAUAGAAUGGAAGAAAAUCCAGCCUCAAGGAGUCUCAUUUGUCUACUUCAAUGGUGAAUUUACAGGUGAUCUUCGAGGCCGAGCAGAGAUGCUGAACACAGGAAUACGAAUUAGGAAUGUGACUAGAAGGGAUUCCGGGACCUACCGCUGCGAAAUCAGUGUCAAGAGGGAAGAGAGGCAAGACCUGGGAGAGGUUACAAUUACUCUCACAGUGUUGGUUGCUCCAACUACUCCGGUGUGUGAUGUGCCGAGCUCCGCGAUGACGGGAACAGUGGUGCAGCUGAGCUGUAAGGAGACUGAGGGCUCUCCUCCAUCUGAGUACCAGUGGUACAAGAACGGUGUUGCCUUGCUGGAAAAGACAGGAACAGGCAGUGCUAGAACACCAAAUAUAACUUACACCAUGAAUAAGAAGUCUGGCACUUUGAUAUUUAACACAGUUACAAAGAAUGACACUGGAGAGUAUUUCUGUGAAGCCUCCAAUGGGAUUGGAUUAUCUCAGAGAUGCUCAGUGAAGCGAAUGCAAGUCGAUGACCUGAAUGUAAGUGGUAUCAUUGCUGCUGUAGUAUUUGUGGCUCUGGUAAUGGCACUGUGUGGCCUUGGAGUAUUUUAUGCCCAAAAAAAAGGCUACUUUGCAAAGGAAAGCUCUUCCCAAAAGAAGACAAACUAUCAAUCUACAAGUGAAAAGGAUUUCAAGCACACCAAGUCCUUUGUUAUUUAGAAGAUUUCAGCCUCUGUGAGGGACAUCAAAAGAAUACUUGUUAUACAAAAAUAUCAAAGUCUCCUGGUUUCGACUGGGAUAAUUUUCUUCCUAGUAGCUGGUACAGUGCUGUGUUUUGGAUUUAAUGUGAGAAUAAUGUUGAUAACACGCUGAUGUUUUUGUUUUUGCUAAGUAGUGCUUACACAAAAUCAAGGACUUCUCCGUGUCUCAUGCUUGGCCAGUGAGGAGGUGCUCAAGAAGCACGGCUGGGACACCUGACCUGAGCUGGCCAAAGGGAUAUUCCACACUGUACACCAUCAUACCCAGUAUAUAAACUGGGGAAGUUGGCUGGGAGGGGGGGCCAAUUGCUGCUGGGGGACAGGCUGGGCAUCGGUCAGUGGGUGGUGAGAAACUCUGUUGUACAUCACUUAUCUUUCUUGGGCUUUACUCCUCUCUCUCCUUUUCAUUACAAUUAUUAUUGUUGUUAUGAUUAUCAUUAGUAUUAUUAGUAUAAUUAAAUUUUACUUUGUUUCAAUUAUUAAACUGCUGUUACC
Molecule: messenger RNA, 1490 nt
Organism: Neopelma chrysocephalum (saffron-crested tyrant-manakin)
Lineage: Eukaryota; Metazoa; Chordata; Aves; Passeriformes; Pipridae
Gene: JAM2
Product: junctional adhesion molecule 2
Exons: 10
Coding region: 70-957 (295 amino acids)
Biological process (GO): leukocyte tethering or rolling
Cellular component (GO): cell surface; protein complex involved in cell adhesion; tight junction
Source: RefSeq, a predicted model, not a curated record